GAAAACCCAUUUUUCUGACUGCACCUAAAGGCAGCACUGUAUGAGCUAAUCUGUAGCGGAGGGAGCCUGCCGCCGCAGCGUGGAUAUGUCGGACCCGGCUACACAGGCCUUACAGCCCCGGCUUCUCCAAGCCCAGUCGAGUGGCUCAGCGGGGUCCGGCACAGGGAACAGCGACCCGGUUAGACCAGGACUUAGCCAGCAACAGCGUGCGAGCCAGAAGAAAGCCCAAGUCCGAGCUUUCCCACGGGCGAAAAAGCUUGAGAAACUUGGCGUAUUCUCCGCGUGCAAGGCCAGUGACACAUGCAAGUGCAAUGGAUGGAAAAACCCGAACCCCCCCUCAGCUACACGGAUGGAUCUGCAGCAGCAAGCAGCUAGCCUGAGCGAGCCCUGCCGCAGCUGUGGACAUGCCCUGGCUGAUCACGUGUCGCAUCUGGAGAACGUGUCUGAGGAUGAGAUUAACAGACUAUUGGGAAUGGUGGUUGAUGUGGAGAAUCUUUUCAUGUCUGUACACAAAGAGGAGGACACUGAUACCAAACAAGUGUACUUCUACCUUUUCAAGCUGCUGAGGAAAUGCAUCCUACAGAUGAGUCAGCCUGUUGUAGAGGGAUCCCUCGGAAGCCCACCUUUUGAAAAGCCCAACAUCGAGCAGGGCGUUUUGAAUUUCGUACAGUACAAGUUCAGCCACCUUGCCCCAAAGGAGAGACAGACCAUGUUUGAACUGUCAAAGAUGUUUCUCAUAUGUCUGAAUUACUGGAAGCUUGAGACACCAACACAGUAUCGUCAGCGUACCCAGAAAGAUGACGCAACAGCAUACAAGUUGGACUACACCAGGUGGUUGUGCUACUGCCACGUCCCGCAAAGUAACGACAGCUUGCCGCGCUAUGAGACCACGCAGGUGUUUGGCCGAAACUUGCUCAAGUCCAUCUUUACGGUUACUCGCCGCCAGCUCCUGGAGAAGUUCAGAGUGGAGAAGGACAAACUGCUGCCAGAGAAACGCACACUUAUUCUUACGCACUUUCCCAAGUUCCUGUCGAUGCUGGAAGAAGAAAUAUAUGGUGAAAAUUCACCCAUAUGGGAGGCGAGCUUCACCAUGCCAGCCUCAGACAGCACGCAGAUUGGACAUCAGACCGUGAUCAGUCCUGCUUCAGGGUCUGGGUCUCCUGCUUUGUCCAAAUGUCUGAACAGCACCUCCUCUCUGGGCAGCACUGACAUGGGAGGUGUAGAGCCCAUCACAGGGGACAAACGCAAACUUCCAGAGGCAUUGACGCUGGAAGAUGCCAAGAGGAUCCGUGUGAUGGGGGACAUUCCUAUGGAGCUGGUGAAUGAAGUCAUGAUGACGAUCACUGAUCCUGCAGCUAUGCUCGGACCGGAGACUAAUUUGCUGACGCCUAAUGCUGCCCGUGAUGAGACCGCAAGACUAGAGGAGAGACGAGGCAUCAUAGAGUUCCAUGUCAUCGGAAACUCCCUUUCCCAAAAGUCCAACAAGAAGAUCCUGAUGUGGCUGGUUGGCCUUCAGAACGUCUUUUCCCAUCAGUUACCCCGCAUGCCCAAAGAGUACAUCACACGACUCGUGUUUGACCCGAAGCACAAAACCUUAGCCCUCAUUAAAGAUGGCCGUGUCAUUGGAGGCGUCUGUUUUAGGAUGUUUCCCACUCAGGGCUUCACAGAGAUCGUCUUCUGUGCUGUCACAUCCAACGAGCAAGUCAAGGGUUACGGCACCCACCUGAUGAACCACCUGAAGGAGUACCACAUUAAACACAACAUCCUUUAUUUCCUCACUUAUGCUGACGAGUAUGCCAUUGGCUACUUCAAAAAGCAGGGGUUUUCCAAAGACAUUAAAGUGCCGAAGAGUCGAUACCUGGGAUACAUCAAAGACUACGAAGGAGCAACCCUGAUGGAGUGUGAGCUAAACCCUAGAAUCCCCUACACAGAGCUUUCUCACAUCAUUAAAAGACAGAAGGAGAUUAUUAAGAAGCUGAUUGAGAGAAAACAGAGUCAAAUCAGAAAGGUUUACCCAGGUCUCACCUGCUUCAAAGAGGGUGUACGACAGAUUCCAGUGGAAAGCAUCCCUGGAAUAAGGGAGACAGGCUGGAAACCCAGUAACAAGGACAAAGGGAAAGAGGUGAAGGACCCCGAUCUGUUGUACAACUUGCUGAAGAACCUCCUGGCACAAAUAAAGACUCAUCCUGAUGCGUGGCCCUUCAUGGAACCUGUGAAGAAAUCUGAAGCUCCUGAUUACUACGAAGUCAUCCGCUUUCCCAUUGACCUGAAGACCAUGACAGAGAAACUGAAGAACAGAUACUAUGUGACCAAGAAGCUCUUUAUUGCGGACCUACAGCGAAUCAUCAGCAACUGCCGCGAGUACAACCCUCCAGACAGCGAGUACUGCAAGUCUGCCAACACCCUAGAGAAGUUCUUCUACUUCAAAUUAAAAGACGGUGGCCUGAUAGAGAAAUAAACUACUGCUCAUGUGAAAAAAUAUUGGCACCAUUGUCAUAUCUGGGUUCAGAAACAGAUAUGAAUACCAUACAUUUUGCAGGGGAGUUGUGGGACUUGAGCAAAGUCAGCUGAGCAUUAAUAGUGUCAAACUGAUAUCCUCUUCAAGUCUUCUUCUAACAUUUCCCAGAACUCAGCCGGAGUGAAUCAUUCAUGCCUCAUGGAGAGUACCAAAGUCUUACAGGUCCAGGAUUUAAAACUGCUUCUGCUCUCGCUGUUAUUUACUGACGCAUAUUUAUUGUCAUUGAUGAUGGUUUAAUUGCAUAAAACAAGUCACAGGAGACAUUGUAGGUGUUAGAAAACUGAAUAUCGGGACCUAAAGCCAUGUUGCCUUUUGUUACUGAAAGACACUUGAACAUCCCAGCCAGUUUCACGGGUGUGAAGUUGGCCUUUCUCAGAGGAUUCGUUUGGAGAGUGACAGUACUUUGCUCAAAAUACUGAGUCCACUUGAAUCGGCCAUUAAUUGAGAAAUGUAUAUAGUUGUUACUUGGUUAUGAUGUGAAAAUAGUUGAUUUUCUUUUUUCCUCGAAUACUGGUCCGUCAUUUUCCUUUUGAUUAUAGAGUAACCAUUUUUAUUAUCAGUUAGGAAAACAGUUUUUAACACAUUGUUUACUCUAAACAAUUUGACUGCACAUCCAAACUGUGCUAACCGAUAGAUUUGGUUUCUGAUUUUUCCUGUGCCAAACUAAGCAAUUUCCAGAAGGCAAAUGCUUUCAUGAUCACAUCAUGAUACACUUUCAUAAUAUCCAAGAAACUCUUCAAGUAUUGCAAGGUUUUGUAACACAUGCAAUGUCCAGGUCUCAUUUGGCUUCGCUUUGAAAUGCCUCUACUGGUGAACCACAUGCGUUGGCCCCGAUUUAGUUUUUUUUUAAUCAGUUUUCACAAACAUGAUACAAAUAGUUUUUUGCAUACAGCCACAAUGUUUUGUUUGUUACUUGUUUGCUGGAUCACGUUCGCUGGGGAGAAUCUAACCAGUAAGACUUCCAGAGUAUUCGGGCUUUAGGUUGAGCAUUAAGACAUUGAUUUAUUUCUCACACCAUAUUGACUGCACACAACAGUUUACAUUUGUCCUUUUCCAAAAUGACUUACUUUGUUUUUGCUGUUUACUCAUUUGCUAUUUACUCAAACAAAUUGUUUUCAAUUAUUAGUCAGUGUCAAAGUGCUUCCUGAGAUGCAUCCAGUUUUUCAGGGAAGUAAAUGUCAAAUGCUGACUGAUUCAGCUUAUUGAAUGUUUCAUUGACACUGUAUGUAUGUAUGUAUUUAUGUGUGUGAUAAUCUUUUAUUUUGUACUUGAAGAGCUUUGUUGAAGUGAUAUCAGUGCUUCAUUGUUCAGGGUUUUCAAUAAUGCGUUUCACCUUAAAUCCACCUAUGCUGCAUUUCAAUCCAGUAAAAGAAGCUUCAGUCGGAGUGAAGUUUUCGGUUGUUGAGUUGAAUGCAAUUUACUGUAAAACUGUUCAUGACAAUAAAUGACUUUUUUUAUA
Messenger RNA from Girardinichthys multiradiatus, 3977 nucleotides. Its product is annotated as histone acetyltransferase KAT2A. NCBI's taxonomy places the organism in Eukaryota, Metazoa, Chordata, Actinopteri, Cyprinodontiformes, Goodeidae. Gene Ontology annotation, molecular function: histone H3 acetyltransferase activity; protein binding. Gene Ontology annotation, cellular component: histone acetyltransferase complex; nucleus. The record is from RefSeq and is a predicted model, not a curated record. The transcript has 18 exons. Bases 86 to 2458 code for a protein of 790 amino acids. Gene Ontology annotation, biological process: positive regulation of transcription by RNA polymerase II; chromatin remodeling.